AUGGUGUCCGGCCGGCAGCUGCAACCAGAGGAACACGAUGCAGAAACGGAAGAGGACCACUCUGUGACGGAAGGGCCCCUGGAUGAGAUCAUUCGGCCACGGCCUCAGGGAUCCUCUCCUGUCUAUGAAUGCGCGACGGAAGCAUUUGGACUCCCGGAAGACGCGCCCGGCAGGAGAGUCUCCUCAGGGAGACGGAGAUCGUGGUGGAAGAGAGAUUCGGGGGACACGCGCACUUUCUCCAGGAUGAGUCGCCCCGAGGUGGGUCAGGGAGGCGGGCCCACAGAGGUGACGCUGAAGACUGAGGUGGAGGUUGGAGCCAGCGGCUACAGUGUCACUGGUGGUGGGGACCAGGGGAUCUUUGUCAAGCAAGUGCUGAAGGAGUCCUCGGCUGCUAAGCUCUUCAGCUUGAGAGAAGGGGACCAGCUGCUCAGCGCGACCAUAUUCUUUGAUGACAUUAAAUAUGAAGAUGCUCUCAAAAUCCUUCAGUAUUCAGAACCCUAUAAAGUUCAGUUCAGAGUCAAACGGAGACUCCCUGACCGAGAGGAUGACAAGGGGGCCCACAGCGGUACCCAGCUCAGCCCAAAGGGCCCCGAGAAGCAGGACAAAGAGGUCACCGACAGGCGCUCAGAGAGCCCCACAAAGACACUGGAAGGAGGCGGAGACCAAGACAGGCUCCUCCCUAAGGCCAGGGAGGGGCGUGGCCGGAAACCCCAGAAGGAGAGGCUGUCUUGGCCCAAGUUCCAAGCAAUCCGGCCCAAAUACAGGCCCGGGCCCCGGAGGUCACACAGCUCCUCAGAGGCUUAUGAUCGGGCUGCCCCUGAUGUGUCCCCCACCAGCACAGACACGGAGGUCCAGCUGCCGGCAGAAGAGCAGGAACUUCAGAGCGGCCAGCGCAGAAGGCGAUUCCUGAGUCUGCGGUUCCGGACAGGAUCAGGGCGUCCAGGCAAAGAGGCCCAGGGCAGGCCAGUUCCCAGGGUCAAGGAGGAGGCGGAGUUCUGGAGCACAGGGGUCUCUCUGAGCAAGGAGGCCCCCGGCUUUGAGGAUAAGGUGCCAGGGCCUGCCACCAGACGCAAAAAGAAGAUCAAGGAGGCCAAGGUGCAGGGGGAAUUGGCCUGGAAGAGGGGUCCCCAGGACAGCCUUGCCCCUGAGCAGGCCUUGGAGGACAAUGGGGAUGCCGUGCGGGGCCUGGAAAUCGGAAUUGCCAAGUUGUCUUUGCAAGACACCACUCCGUCCAGUGACACGCAGAGUGACCUGCCAGAAAUCCGGGUCCGCAUCCCCCACCUGAAGACCCCCUGCUUUGGAGUCUCCAAACAGAAAGUGCUGGACACAGACACGGGCAUCUCUGAACCCCAGUUGGAGCAGUGGCCAGGAAUGCCCUCUGGAGUGGGGCCAGGACUCAGGGUAGAAUUAGAGGGAGGGGCCAGAGCACCCCAGGAAGACCUGCCAGGGCAUGGGGACCAGCAAACAUAUGAACAGACAGUAGGACAAUCUGGGGACAAAGUCAGGGCCGAGGAGAAAGAGGCGGAAGGCAGCGAAGGAAAGCUAAAAAUGCCCAAGUUCAAAAUGCCAUCAUUUGGAUGGUCACCCAGCAAGGAGUCAAAGACACCUGAGACAAAACAGUCACAGGAGACCAGAGGUGACCAGGUGAUAGCUGGGACAGCCAGGUUACCAGCAAGAGCCAACAGAACGGAAACAGAGCAGGAGCAUUAUGAUCAAGAAAAAAGAACAGACAUCAAGUUACCAGGCACGAGCCUGGAAGAGGACAUGUCCCUGGCAGACAAAGGUGUGGUCACCAGAGAUAGCAAGUUCAAAAUGCCUGGGUUCAAGAUGCCGUCCUUUGGGGUAAUCCUUACCAGCAAAGAAGUGACACCUUCUGUGGAUGAGUCCUUGCCCAGGGUCGGUGUAGAAAUAAACCUGCCCACUGUGGAAGGAAACGCUGACAUCACAGAGAUAAAGGCAAACAUGCCAUCAAGGGAAGUAGCUUUGAAGACAAGAACCAUCAGCAUGAAAAUACCAGAGAGUGAAGUGUCAGCGGAAAAGGCAACCAUCCAAUUAGAAAGAGGAGGGCUAAAAGAGGAGGUGCCCAAGGUCCAGAUGGCUGACAUCCAGAAACCAAAGGUGGACCUAAAAGGCAACAAGAUGGACGUCAGCUUCCCUGAUGUGGAUGUGUCACUGCCCAAAGUCUCAGUAGAUGUUUCGGUUCCCAGGCUCUCUGUGGACGAGGUGAAGCUGGAGGGAGACGUCAAGCUAAGAGACAAGGACAUCAAGACCAAGGACAGCAAGUUCAAAAUGCCCUCCUUCAAGAUGCCAUCAUUUGGCGUCUCUGUGCCAAGCAAGUCCAGAGACGGUUCAGUGGACGUGUCUCUGUCCGAGGCACAGGUGGAUGUGUUUUUGCCCUCUGUUGAGGAUGAAGUCAAGACCAGCGAUGUCAAUAUUCAACUCCCAUUAGCCACCAUAGAUGCAAAGGGUGGUGAGGUGGAUGUGAAGAUCCCUGAGGGCCAGCUGCCUGAAGGAGAGUUCCUGGGACAGGCUGUGGGAACGGGACUCAAAGGUCACCUGCCCAAGUUCCAGAAGCCCAGCGUCAAGAUGCCCAAAGUGGACUUCAAAGCCCCCCAUAUGGACAUCAAGGGACCCAAAGUGGACAUGAAAGGCCUCAAGGGGGAGGUGGCCACCCCAGAUAUGGAGGUGCCACUGCCCAGUGUAGAGGUGGAUAUCCAAGCACUGGGUGCUAAGUUGGAGGGUGACUUGUCCCUGGGAGACAAGGACUUGGCCACCAAGGACAGCAAGUUCAAGAUGCCCAAGUUUAAGAUGCCAUCCUUCGGGGUGUCCACUCCGAGAAAGGACUUGGGAACCUCUGUGGACUUGCCCAAAGUGGAUGCAGAAGUGUCCCUGUCCUCCAUGGGAGUAGAGCUUGAACCUGCUGAGGGUAGCAUCCUAGUUCCAUCUGCUGACAUCUCCCUACCUGGAACUGAGCUGGACACAGGAGAGCUGAAAGGAAAGGGUGAUGGUGUUAGGAUCAAAGGGCACCUGCCUAAAGUCCAGAUGCCCAGCAUCAAGAUGCCCAAGGUGGAUCUGAAAGGCUCCAAGGUAGACACCAACCUCCCUCAUGUGGAUGUGUCACUUCCCAAGGAUUCAGUGGAAUCCCAGGCUACCAGGCUCUCUGUGGAAGGGGUGAAGCUGGAGGGAGACCUCAAGCUAGGAGACAAAGAUGUCAAGACCAAGGACAGCAAGUUCAAAAUGCCCUCCUUCAAGAUGCCAUCCUUUGGUGUUUCAGUGCCAAGCAAGUCCAUUGACGCUUCAGUGGAUAUGUGUCUGCCAGAGGUGCAGGUGCCCUCUGUCGUGGGAGAAGUCAAGACCAACACCUUCAGAAUUCAGCAUGAUUCGGCCAACAUAGACCUGAAGAGUGGCGAGGUGGGGGAGAAGCUCCCUGAGGGAGAACUGGCAGGAGAGGUCAUGGGAGUGAGACUCAAAGAGAACCUGCCCAAGGUCCAGAUGCCCAAAGUAGAUUUCAAGGGCCCUAAAGUGGACUUGAAGGGCUCCAAAGUGGAUGUGAAGGACCUCAAGGGUGAGGUGGCCAUCCCAGACAUGGAAAUGUCUCUGUCUAGUGUGGAGGUGGACAUCCAGGCAACAGGUACCAAGGUAGAGAAUGACGUGUGCCUGGGAGACAAAGAUUUAGCCACCAAGGACAGCAAGUUCAAGAUGCCCAAGUUCCAGAUGCCCAGUGUCAAGAUGCCUAAAGUGGAUUUAAAGACCUCCCAGGUGGACAUCAAGGGCCCCAAAUUGGACUUGAAGGGUCUGGAAGUGGAUGUGAAGGGCCUCAAGGGGGAGAUGGCUACUCCAGAUGUAGAAGUAUCUCUGCCCAGCAAGGGAAUGGACAUCCAGGUGCCAGGUACCAAAUUAGAGAGCGAUGUGUUGCUGGGAAAUAAGGAUUUGGCCACUAAAGACAGCAAGUUCAAAAUGUCAUCCUUCGGGGUGUCGACUCCAAGCAAGGACUUGGGAACCUCCGUGGACUUGCCUAAAGUGAGAGUAGAUGAACCCACUGAGGGUAGCAUCCCAGUUCCAUCUGCUGACAUCUCUCUACCUGAGGCCAAGCUGGAUGCAUCUCCCCCAGAGGUGGAACUGUCCACAGGAGAGCUGAAGGACAAAGAUGAAGGCAUUAGGAACAAAGGACACUUGCCCAAGGUCCAGAUGCCUGGUAUCAAGAUGUCCAAGGUGGACCUGAAAGGCCCCAAGGUGGAUGCCAGCCUCCCCGAUGUAGAAGUGUCCCUUCCCAAGGUCUCCAUGGAUGCUCCAACUCCUGAGUUUUCUGUGGAAGGGGGGAAGCUGGAGGGAGACCUCAAGCUAAGAGACAAGGACGUCAAGACCAAGGACAGCAAGUUCAAAAUGCCCUCUUUCAAGAUGCCAUCCUUUGGCGUUUCCAUGCCAAGCAAGUCUAUCAAGAGUUCGGUGGACCUGUCUCUGCCAGAGGCACAAGUGGACAUGUCUGUGCCCUCUGUCAAGGGAGGAGUUAAGACCAGUGACACCAGCAUUCAGCUCCCAUCGACUAAGGUGGAUGUGAAGGCUGGCGAGGUGGGCGUGAAGCUCCCCGAGGACCAGUUGUCCAAGGAAGAGCUUAAGGAACAGGCUGUGGGAACUGGACUCAAAGGUCACUUGCCCAAGUUUCAGAUGCCCAGUGUCAAGAUGCCUAAAGUGGACUUUAAGACCCACCAGACAGACAUCAAGGAACCCAAAGUGGACUUAAAGGUCCCUAAAGUGGACGUGACGGUCCACAAAGGGGAAGUGGCCAUCUCAGAUGUGGAGUUGUCUCUGCCCAGCGUGGAGGUGGACACCCAGGUGCCGGGCACCAAGUUGGAGAGGGUGAAGUUGGAGGGAGAUGUUAACCUAGGAGACAAGGAUGUCAAGACCAAGGACAGCAAAUUCAAAACUUCCUCCUUCAAGAUACCAUCAUUUGGCAUGUCCACAUCAAGUAAGUCCAUCAAGGGAUCAAUGGAUGUGUCUUUGCCAGAGGCACAGUUGGAUGUGUCCCUGCCCUCUGUCGAGGGAGAUGUAAAGACUGGUGUCCUCAAUAUUCAGCUCCCAUCAGCUGAUGUGGACAUAGAGGGUGGUGAGGUGGGCAUGAAGCUUCCCGAUGAUAUACUGCCUGAGGAAAAGCUGGCGGAACAGUCCAUGGGAGCAGGACUCACAGGUCACCUGCCCAAGAUCCAGAUGUCCCAUGUCAAAAUGCCAACAGUUGAUUUCAAGACCCCCCAAAUGGACAUCAAGGGCACCAAAGUGGACAUCCAGGGCCUCAAAGGGGAGGUGGCCACCCCAGAUGUGGAAGUGUCUCUGCACAGCAUGGAUGUGGACAUCCAUGUACCAGGCACCAAGGUGGAAGGAGACGUGUCCCUGGGAGAAAAGGACUUGGCUGUAAAGGGCAGCAGGUUUAAAAUGCUCUCCUUCAAGAUGCCAUCCUUUGGAGUGUUAGAGGCAAGUAAGUCCACGGAGGGUUUUCUGGAUGUGUCUCUACCAGAGCCACAGUUGGAUGUGUCCCUGUCCUCAAUUGAGGGAGGAGUCAAGACUGACGACCUCAGCAUUCAGCUCCCAUCGGCUGAUGUGGACAUAAAGGGUGGUAAGGUGGGCAUGGUGCUCCCAGAGGGCCAGUUGUCCAAGGAAGAGAUUGCCGGACAGGUCACAGGAGCUGGAUUCAAAGGUUACUUGCCCACAUUCCAGAAGCCCAAGGUGGAUUUCAAGAUCCCCCAGGUGGACAUCAAGGGCCCCAAAGUGGACAGGAAAGCUCUCAAGGGGGAGACGGCCAGUUCAAAUGUGGAGGUAUCUCUGCCCAGCAUGAGUGUAGACAUCCAGAGACCAGGUGCUAAGUUGGAGGGUGACAUGACGCUGGAAGAGCAGGACUUGACCACCAAAGACAGCAAAUUCAAGAUGCCCAAGUUCAAGAUGCCAUCCUUUGGGGUGUCCACUCCAAGCAAGGACUUGGGAACCUCAGUGGACUUGCCUAAAGUGAGUGUGGAGGCAUCCCUGUCUUCCAUGGCAGCAGAGCUCCCACCCACUGAAGGCAGCAUCCCAGUUCCAUCUGCUGACAUCUCCCUACCUGGGGCUGAACUGGACUUGUCCCUCCCAGAGGUGGAGCUGGCUGCAGGAGAGCUGAAGGGCAAGAGCGAAGGCAUCAGGAUCAAAGGUCACCUGCCGAAGGUCCAGAUGCCCAGCAUCAAAAUGCCCAAAGUGGACCUCAAGGGUCCCAAGGUGGAUGCCAGCCUCCCUGAUAUGGACAUGUCACUGCCUAAGGUCUCUGUGGAAACUCUGGCUUCUGGGCUCUCUGUGGAAGGGGUGAAGCUGGAGGGAGACAUCAAACAAGGAGACAAGGACAAGACCCAUGACAGCAAGUUCAAAAUGCCCUCCUUCAAGAUGCCAUCCUUUGGCAUUUCUGCACCAAGCAAGUCCAUCAAGGGUUCAAUGGAUGUGUCAUUGCCACAGGCACAGAUGGACUUGUCUCUGCCCUCUGUCGAGGGAGAAGUCAUGACCAGUGACCUCAGCAUUAAGCUUCCAUCGGCUGACAUGGACAUGAAGGGUGGUGAGUUGGACGUGAAGCUCCCUGGGGGUCAGCUGACUGAGGAAGAGCUGGCAGAACAGGCCGUGGAGGUGGGACUCAAAGGUAACUUACCUAAGUUCCAAAUGUCCAGCGUCAAACUGCCCAAAAUGGAUUUCAAGACCCCCCAGGUAGACAUCAAGGUCCCCAAAGUAAAUAUGAAGGGUCUCAAGGGGGAGGUUGCCGCCCCAGAUGUGAAUGUGUCUCUGUCCAGUGUGGAUGUGGACAUCCAGGCACCAGGCACCAAGAUGGAGGGUGACAUGUCCCUAGGAGACAAGGACUUGGCCACCAAGGACAGCAAGUUCAAGAUACCAUCCUUCGGGGUGUCAUCUCUGAGUAAGGACUUGGGAGCCUCCAUGCCCAAAUUGUGUCCAGAAGCCUCUGAGUCCUCUGUAGGAGGAGAUCUCCCACCCUCUGAGGGCAGUAUCCCACUUCCAUCUGCUGACACCUCCCUCUCCCUACCUGGUACUGACCUGGAUGUGUCCCUCCCAGAGGUGAAGCUGGCUGCAAGUGAGUUGAAGGACAAGGGUGAAGGUGUUGGCAUCAAAGGUUACCUGCCCAGGGUCCAGAUGCCCGGCAUCAAGAUGCCCAAGGUGGAUCUGAAGGACCCCAAGGUGGAUGCCAGCGUAACCAAUGUGGACAUGUCACUACCUAAGGGCUCAGUGGACGUCCUGGUUUCCAAGCUGUCUGUGGAAGAGGUGAAGUUGGAGGAAGAUGUCAAGCUGGGAGACAAGGACAUCAAGACCAAGGACAGCAAAUUCAAAAUGCCCUCCUUCAAGAUGCCAUCGUUUGGUGUGUCUGAGCCUAGCAAGUCAAUCAAGGGCUCGGUGGAUGUGUCUCUGCCAGAGACACAUGUGGACAUGUCUCCGCCCUCUGUAGAGGAAAAAGUCAGGACUGGUGACCUUAGAAUUCAGCUUCCAUCAGCCAACAUGGACAUGGAAGGUGGCGAGUUGAGCGUGAGGCUCCCUGAGGGCCAGCUGCCUAAGGAAGAGCAGUCAGAACAGGCCAUGGGAGAGGAACUCAAAGGUCACCAGUCCAAGUUCCAGAUGCCCAGCGUCAAAAUACCCAAAGUGGACAUCAAGUUCCCCAAAGUGGACAUAAAAGACCCCAAGGGGGAAGUGGUCACUUCAGAUGUGGAAAUGUCUCUGCCCAGGGGGGAUGUGGACAUCCAGGUUCUGGGCACCAAGUUGGAAGGUGACUUAUCCCUAGAAGAGAAAUGCUUGGAUACCAAGGACAGCAAGUUCAAGAGGCCAUCCUUUGGGGUGUCCACUCCGAGCAAGGACUUGGAAACCUCCAUGCAUUUUCCCAAAGUGGAUUCAAAAGCCUCUGAAUCAUCUGUGGGAAUGGUGCUAGCACCAUCCAAGACUAGCAUCACCCUACAUGCGACUGAUCCGGACAUGUCCCUCCCAGAGGUGCAGCUGGCUGCAGGAGGGCUGAAGGGCAAGGAUGAAGGCAUCAGGAUCACAGGACGCCUGCCCAAGGUUCAAAUGCCCAGCAUCAAGAUGCCUAAAGUAGACGUCAAGGCACCUGAGGUGGAUAUAAAAGGCUCCAAAGUAGAUGUAAAGGGCCUCAAGGGGGAAGUGGCCACCCCAGAUGUGGAGGUAUCUCUGCCCAGCAUGGAGAUGGACAUUCAGGUACCAGGUGCCAAAUUGGAGGGCGACAUGUCCCAGGAAGACAAAGACUUGGCCAUCAAGGACAGCAAAUUCAAAAUGCCCAAGUUCAAGAUGCCAUCCUUUGGGUUGUCUGCUCCAAGCAAAGACUUGGGAAACUCCAUGGACUUAACCAAUGUGGGAGUGGAUGCGGCCCUGCCAUCCGUGGGAGGAGAGCUCACACCCACAGAGGCUAGCAUCCGAGUUCCAUCUGCUGACAUCACUCUACCUGGGGCUGAGCUGGCGGUGUCCCUCCCCAAAGUGGAGCAGUCCUCAGGAGAGCUGAAGGUCAAGGACGAAGAUGUCAAGAUCAAAGGGCACCUGCCCAAGGACAGCAAGUUCAAGAUGCCCAAGCUCAAGAUGCCAUCCUUUGGGGUGUCCACUCCGAGCAAGGACUUGGGAACCUCUGUGAACUUGCCUACAGUGAGUAUGGAGGCUUCCUUGUCCUCCGGAGAAGAAGAGCUCACACCCACUGAAGCAAACAUCCCACUUCCAUCUGCUGACGUCUCCCUACCCGGGGCCGAUCCGGACAUGUCCCUCCCAGAGGUGGAGCUGGCCACAGGAGAACUGAAGGGCAAGGGCAAAGGCAUCACGAUCAAAGGACACCUGCCCAAGGUCCAGAUGCCUGGGAUCAAGAUGCCCAAAGUGGACAAGAAGGGCCCCAAGGUGGACACCAGUCUGCCUGGUGUGGAUGUGUCACUGCCCAAGGUCUCAAUGGAUGCACCAACCCAUGGGAUCUCCAUGGAAGGGGUGAAGCUGGAGGAGGUCAGGCUGGAAGGAAAAGAUGUCAAGACCAAGGAUGGUAAGUUCAAAGUACCCUCCUUUAAGAUGCCAUCCUUAGGCGUGUCCUCGCCAAGCAAGUCCAUCAAGGGUUCGGUGGAUGUGUCUCUGCCAGAAGCACAGAUGGACGUGUCGUUGCCCUCCAUUGAGGGAGGAGUCAAGACUGGGGACAUCAACAUUCAACUCCCAUCUGCUGAUGGGGAUGGAAAGAGUGCGAAAGUGGGCCUGAAGAUCCCCAAGGGCCAGCUGUCUGAGGAAGGGCUUGUAGGACAAGCUCUGGAGGCUGAACACAAAAGUCACUUGCCAAAGUCCCACAUACCCCAUGUCAAGAUGCCUAAAGUGGAUUUCAAGACCCCCCAGGUGGACAUUAAGGGCCUCAAAGUGGAUGCAAAGGAGCCCGGUAGGGAAGUGGAUACUCCAGAUGUGGAAGUAUCUCUGCCCAGUGUGGAGGUGGUCGAGGGCGAUGUGCUCCUCGGUGACAAGGACUUUGCUGCCAAAGACAGCAAGUUCAAGAUGCCCAAGUUCAAGAUGCCAUCCUUCGGCGUGUCGGCUCCAAGCAAGGACUUGGUUACCUCCAUGGACUUGCCCAAAGAUGAUGUGCAGGCCUCCUUGCCCUCUGUAGGAGUAGAGCUCACACCAGCUGGAGUUUCUUCUGCUGACAGCAUCUCCCUACCUGGGGCCGAGCUGGACAUAUCCCUCCCAGAAUUAGAACUCACUGUAGGAGAAUUGAAGGGCAAGGACGAAGGCAUCAAGAUUAAAGGACACCUGCCCAAGGUUCAGAUGCCCAGUAUCAAGAUGCCCAAGGUGGGCGUGAGGGGACCUAGGGUGGAUGCCAGCAUCCCUGAUGUGGACGUGUCAUUGCCCAAGGUCUCGGUGGAUGCUUCAGUUCCCGGGCUCUCUGUGGACGAGGUGAAGUUGGAGGGAGACACCAAGCUAGGAGACAAGGACAUCAAGAUCAAGGACAGCAAGUUCAAAAUGCCUUCCUUCAAGAUGCCCUCAUUUGGCGUGUCUGUGCCAACCCAUGGGAUCUCCAUGGAAGGGGUGAAGCUGGAGGAGGAUGUCAGGCUGGAAGGAAAAGAUGUCAAGACCAAGGAUGGUAAGUUCAAAGUACCCUCCUUUAAGAUGCCAUCCUUUGGCAUGUCCUCGUCAAGCAAGUCCAUCAAUGGUUCGGUGGAUGUGUCUCUGCCAGAAGCACAGAUGGACGUGUCGUUGCCCUCCAUCGAGGGAGGAGUCAAGACUGGAGACAAGAUUCCUAAAGUAGACAUCAAGGCCCCCCAGGUGGACAUCAAGGGCCCUGAAGUGGACCUGAAGGGCUCCAAACUAGAUGUAAAGGGCCUCAAAGGGGACGUGGCCACCCCAGAUGAUGAGGUAUCUCUGCCCAGCGUGGAAGUGGACAUUCAGGUAUCAGGUGCCAAAUUGGAGGGUGAUAUGUCCCUGGGAGACAAGGACUUAGCCACCAAGGACAGCAAGUUCAAGAUGCCCAAGUUCAAGAUGCCAUCCUUCAGUGUGUCGGCUCCAAGCAAGGACCUGGUUACCUCCAUGGACUUGCCCAAAGAGGGAGUGGAGGCCUCCUUGCCCUCUGUAGGAGUAGAGCUCACACCUGCUAGAGUUUCUUCUGCUGACAUCUCCCUACCUGGGGCCGAGCUGGACAUGUCCCUCCCAGAAUUAGAGCUCACUGUAGGAGAACUGAAAGGCAAGGACAAAGGCAUCAAGAUCAAAGAGCACCUGCCCAAAGUUCAGAUGCCCAAGUUGGGCGUGAGGGGACCUAAGGUGGAUGCCAGCCUCCCCGAUGUGGACGUGUCAUUGCCCAAGGUCACAAUGGACACUUCAGUUCCCGGGCUCUCUGUGGACGAGAUGAACAAAUUCAAAAUGCCCAAGUUCAAGAUGCCAUCCUUUGGGUUGUCUGCUCCAAGCAAAGACUUGGGAACCUCCAUGGACUUACCCAAUGUGGGUGUGGAUGCAUCCCUGCCCUCCGUGGGAGGAGAGCUCACACCCACAGAGGCUAGCAUCCGAGUUCCAUCUGCUGACAUCACUCUACCUGGGGCUGAGCUGGCGGUGUCCCUCCCCAAAGUGGAGCAGUCCUCAGGAGAGCUGAAGGUCAAGGACGAAGAUGUCAAGAUCAAAGGGCACCUGCCCAAGGUGCAGAUGCCUGGUGUCAAGAUGGCCAAAGUGGACUUGAAGACACCCCAGAUGGACAACAAAGACACUAAACUGGACAUGAAAUGUCUCCAGGGGGAGGGGACCACCCCGGAUAUGGAGAUGUCUCUACCCAGUGUGGAGGUAGACAUCCAGGUGCCAGGUGCCAAGGUGGAGUGUGACAUGUCCCUGGGAGACAAGGACUUGGACACCAAGGACAGCAAGUUCAAGAUGCCCAAGCUCAAGAUGCCAUCCUUUGGGGUGUCCACUCCGAGCAAGGACUUGGGAACCUCUGUGAACUUGCCUACAGUGAGUAUGGAGGCUUCCUUGUCCUCCGUGGAAGUAGAGCUCACACCCACUGAAGGAAGCGUCCCAGUCCAGAUGCCUGGGAUCAAGAUGCCCAAAGUGGACCUGAAGGGCCCCAAGGUGGACACCAGUCUGCCUGGUGUGGAUGUGUCACUGCCCAAGGUCUCAAUGAAUGAACCAGCCCAUGGGAUCUCCAUGGAAGGGGUGAAGCUGGAGGAGGAUGUCAGGCUGGAAGGAAAAGAUGUCAAGACCAAGGAUGGUAAGUUCAAAAUGCCCUCCUUUAAGAUGCCAUCCUUUGGCAGGUCCUCGCCAAGCAAGUCCAUCAGUGGUUCGGUGGAUGUGUCUCUGCCAGAAGCACAGAUGGACGUGUCUUUGCCCUCCAUUGGGGGAGGAGUCAAGACUGGAGAUAAGAUUCCUAAAGUAGACAUCAAGGCCCCCCAGGUGGACAUCAAGGGCCCCAAAGUGGACCUGAAGGGCUCCAAACUAGAUGUAAAGGGCCUCAAAGGGGAAGUGGCCACCCCAGAUGUUGAAGUAUCUCUGCCCAGCAUGGAGGUGGACAUUCAGGUAUCAGGUGCCAAAUUGCAGGGCGACAUGUCCCUGGGAGACAAGGACUUAGCCACCAAGGACAGCAAGUUCAAGAUGCCCAAGUUCAAGAUGCCAUCCUUUGGGCUCACACCCACAGAGGCUAGCAUCCGAGUUCCAUCUGCUGACAUCACUCUACCUGGGGCUGAGCUGGCUGUGUCCCUUCCAGAGGUGGAGACGUCUGGUGGAGAACUGACGGGGAAUGUCAAAGACCUCACAAUGAAAGGCCAUCUCCCCAAAUUCCAGAUGUCCGGCACUAAGAUGCCCAAGUUGGACUUGAAGUUCCCCCAGGGGGACAUUGAUGGCUCUCAAAUGGAGGAGAAUAGUCUCAAGGGGGAUGUGGUCUUCUCUGGUUGUGAUGUACCAUUGCCCAGUACGGAUAUAGACAUACAGCAGCUGGAUUGUAAAGCAGAGGGUGACGUGUCCCUGGGAGACAAAGAUGUGGCUCUCAAGGACAGCCAAUUUCGAAUGCCACGUCUCAGCAAGCUUUCAUUCACCAAGUCUAGCCGGGUCUCCACCCCAUCCUCUCAGAUUGAAGGAAGUGUCAAAGGUCCCGAGUCGGUAGUCUCCACUGCCACUGGGGACACUGACCUCCUAGCCAGUGGUCCUGACUUUCCUGACCCCUGUGUGGACAUCUCCGUAGCUUUGCCCGCUGAUAAAGAUGGAGAGAAGAGCAGAGCGAGAGAAUCCCACUUUAAGAUGCCCAAAGUCUUCUGUCCCUCCAUGAAGACCUCUACAGGCCACGUGGCUCUUUUUCAGGAUUCUGGAGAACCUGUUUCUUUGCAUGUCGCUGCUGCCUCCCCAGACAUCACAGCCGGUUUGUCCCAAGGGGAGAUUGUAGCCAGUGACGUUCAGUCCCCGUUGGUCCCCAAAGUGGGCUUGCCUGAUGUUCAAUCCACCAAGGUUUAUCUUCGUGCUCUGCUUUCAGGGUCCUCCAUGUCCAGUCCCAGUGACGGUGUGACCCUAACAAAGCACCAGGCACCGCUCCCUGUGGACACUAUGUGCGCAGGGACAGUUCCUGUGUCGGCCCCUGAUGUACCCCUCCGCAGCCAGGACAACUCAGCGCCCCAGAUGGAAACUCCCCUAGACCCUGUGGGCUCUCUGUCUCCUACCACCUACAGAAGGGUGACUUUUCCUAAAUUCCAUAAACCAAGAUUUGUGUUUUCAGUGGAGACCACAAGCGUUCCUGAGGACAGGGGCCUUGUAGCUGAAGAACUCGAGAGCCCCCCACCACCCAACACGACUCUGCCACCGGCAGAAAGCCCCGCCGCCACGGGGCUGGAGGACCAACCUGGGCCUGGUGCCACAGCAGCCAUGGGGCUAGGGGAAGCCACCCCUGACGACAGUGAGCGUGAGGGCAAGGGGAGUCCCUUCAGAAUGCCCCGGUUCAAGCUUCCGUCCCUCAGCAGGUCUCCCAAGAAGGGGGCGGGGCCACAAGCAGACUUAGAGAGCAGCUCUGCGCAUGCGGAACUCAGUCUGGGUUCCGACGGUGGUCAGUUUGGUGCCCAGACUGGGGUGCACACGCCACAGGUGGAAGCAGAUGCGGAUGUGACCCCCGAGAAAGAUGGUGCCAAGGGGAGGAUGAGGAAGUCUAGCUUUGCCAUGCCGAAACUUUCAUUCUCCAAAGGGAAGGGCUCGAAGGGCGGGUCCGACCAACCUCAGACAGAUGCCCAGCCUUCGCUUUCAGGUACCCCAGAAGCCCUGGGGAAGACCAGUGGGGGUGGGGGAACUGCUGGCAGGGCCCUUGACGGUCUCUCCGAGCCCCAGGUACAGGUGAGACCGUCAGAACAUGACCUGGCUCUCAGGGAGAGCGGAGCAGGCCACGGACCCGUGGAUAGCCCAGCACACCCACCCCACAGGGACGGCACGGCCCCUCCCACGGUAGAGGUGCUCUCGCCAGCUGGGGCACCACUGGGCACUGACACCCACAGAGUUGAGAGCCACGAGGGAGAUGCUCAGGUGCCCAAGGAGACAGUAGGCUCACAGGAAGGCUGGUUUAGGGUGCCCAAGUUCCGCAUGCCCGGCUUCUGGCGAGCGUCCACCAAGGAAAAGGGUGGGUCAACAGCACAGGUAACUCAGGGCCCCCGACCCCAAGGCGCAGGGGAGGCAGCCGGAACCCUGACUCAGGAAGCCCAUGUCCAGGAGUGGAGGACACUGGAGGCAGCUGUGUCCCCGCAGCCCACAGAGGCCAAGGCAGAUGGAUCGACCUUGGAGACUGAGUCCUAUGCAGAUGUCCUGAAGCGUAACAUCCCAGACCCAGGCUUGAAGCUGUCCUCCCCGGCAGCCAGAACAACCACGACAGAUCGUCCUAGUGAAGGGUCCCUUCCACUCCGGAUGCCCUCUGAGAGACCACCCGAGGGUCAGGCACCUCAAAGGGAAACAGAUGAGACUAGCCCUCCUGGACCCGGAGCCCGAGGUCCCCCCAGCGUGGAGGGACAAGCUGAAGUACCUCUGAAACUGAAGACUUUACUGACUCAGAUGCCAGCCCAGGUUUCUCUGGUCCAGAUGGACCGGGUCUGGGAGGAUUCUGUGGUCACUGUCACGUUCCCCAAGUUGAAGGUACCUCGGUUUACCAUCCGUGCCCCCAGCAGAGAUGUCGACAUCUUUGUUCCCUCCGUGAGAGAGGAGCCAUGUCCGAGGAUGGGCACUGAGGCGACCUUGCAUGGGGAAAGUCCUGGAGCGUGGGUGGCCAGCAUCCUGAAGACUGGCGCUGGGAUUCCCUCAGAGCAGCCUGAAGGUACAGUAUCACCUAUCUCCAAGGUGAGAGUUCACAUUCAGGGUGUCCAUGUAGAAACCCAAGCAGUCACCAUAAGCAGUGAGGUCACACCAGGAUCCACCGAGCCCCCUGCACCCGAGGCCUUUUCCACUCAGAUUGUACGAGAAUCCCGGGUCCCCGCAUCUGAUAUCCAGACACCGUCCUAUGGGUUUUCUUUGCUGAAGGUGAAAGUUCCAGAACCCCACACAGAGUCCACUCCCAGCUCUCAGGAGGGUGAGGGCUCAGGCGAGGCCCCCCAGCAGGUCGCCCCAGGAACAGACCCUGUUUCUGCAGACCUGCAGCCCGACACGGAAGAACCAUUUGAGAUCAUCUCCUCGAGUGUCAGCAUGCUGAGACCCCAAGCGUCCCAGUCCAAAGCUCACGGUGACCUUCAGUACGCUGACAGCUAUUCCGAUGAGGAGCCAGCGGAAAUUCUGGAGUUCCCUUCUGAGGACAGCCAAGAGGUGACUGCCCUGCCCACAGAUGAAGACAGGAAUCAAAAGGAGAAGUCAGCAAGUAAAAAACCUGGUCUAUUCCGGUUUUGGCUCCCAAACAUUGGGUUUUCUUCUGCUGUUGAGGAGCCAAGUUCUGAUCCCAAAGAUGAUGCCCAAGAGUCUGUUCCCAUUCAAACUCAGCCCGAGGCCCCGUCAGAGACAGAACUGCCUAAAAAACAGGAGAAAGCUGGCUGGUUCCGAUUUCCCAAAUUAGGUUUCUCCUCGUCUCCUGCCAAGAAGAGGGAAAGCAUGGAAGUUGAAACCCAGCCCACAGAGCAAGAAGAAGCUGCCAUCUUUUUUGACGCACGUGAAAGUCUGUCUCCUGAAGACAAGGAAGAGGGCGAGCCGGCAGACGGGCAGGGCUCCAGAGGGAAGACGGCCCCAGCAGAGAGAACCGAGGCGAUGCAGCUGGAGAAACAAGUCAGCGGAGAGUCUACUCCCAGACCCGCCACCAAGUGA
Molecule: messenger RNA, 15741 nt
Organism: Chrysochloris asiatica (Cape golden mole)
Lineage: Eukaryota; Metazoa; Chordata; Mammalia; Afrosoricida; Chrysochloridae
Gene: AHNAK2
Product: AHNAK nucleoprotein 2
Exons: 13
Coding region: 1-15741 (5246 amino acids)
Biological process (GO): regulation of RNA splicing
Cellular component (GO): cytoplasm; costamere; nucleus
Molecular function (GO): protein binding
Source: RefSeq, a predicted model, not a curated record